Molecule: messenger RNA, 555 nt
Organism: Candidozyma duobushaemuli
Lineage: Eukaryota; Fungi; Ascomycota; Pichiomycetes; Serinales; Metschnikowiaceae
Gene: TIM23
Product: protein transporter
Exons: 2
Coding region: 1-555 (184 amino acids)
Biological process (GO): protein import into mitochondrial matrix
Cellular component (GO): TIM23 mitochondrial import inner membrane translocase complex; mitochondrial inner membrane
Molecular function (GO): transmembrane protein transporter activity
Source: RefSeq, a predicted model, not a curated record
AUGUCGUGGCUCCUAGGAAGUGACAACAACCUCGACCGCGCAAACAGCUUUGUGCUGCUGGCGGCGUAUGCAGACGCAGCCAGGCUCCACCCCCAAGCCGGCUUGGACAGGGGUGUAGAGUACUUGGAUCUUGAGGAUGACAAGAUCAGCGACUUGGAAGGAGCCCAGGGUGUUAUUGCUCUGAGAGACUGGAAGGACGAUCUCUGUUACGGCACAGGCACGGUGUACCUUUUGGGUCUCGGAAUCGGAGGCGCUUUCGGGCUCCAGGAGGAGUCGCCUCCCAGAUUGAAGCUCAACACCGUUUUGAACCACAUCACCAAAAGAGGCCCCUUUUUGGGCAACACGGCGGGCUGCCUCGCCAUGGGCUACAACCUCGUGGACGCCAUCAUCGACAACUGGAGGGGCAAGCACGACGACCUCAACUCGUUGGCUGCCGGAGCCAUUUCCGGUGCUCUUUUCCGUCUGGCUGCCGGUGUGAAGCCGGCCAUGUACCUGGCGGGUUUGAUGACGGCUGCUGCGGGCGCGUGGUGUGCUGUGAGGAGAUCUUUGCAGUGA